GACGGUGCGGCAUCUCGGAGGAUGGGAUAGCAGUUUGACACGAGAUCAGAGAGCUCGAGUUUCGAAGCAGCAGUCUGAAAUUAAGCCACCGCGCAUGGACCCGAACCAGCGGAAGGGCAAGCAAGAACCUGUUGUAGCGACACCGUUCGGACGCGUGACCGACGGGACUUUGGCCGUAAGAUCCCGGCCGCUCCGGAGAGUAUCUGAAGCUCCCGCUGCACCCCGCUCCCCUACGGUUUCACCACCAACGCCAUGACCUCAGCAAGA
Amoebophrya sp. A25 is the source of this 267-nucleotide messenger RNA. The record is from the annotation of a GenBank genome assembly. NCBI's taxonomy places the organism in Eukaryota, Dinophyceae, Syndiniales, Amoebophryaceae.